AUGCUGGACGUAGUGAGAUUUGCGCAAUAUAAUGGCAGCACUACACCUUCGCCUUUGGAGAACAUAUCAACAUUCCCGACCUGGCAGCCCGACACUGAGGCCAACAUCUCUAAGCCCCACAGAUGUCUUCAGGUUCUCUAUGAGGACAUUGGGGACUCAAGGGCCAAGAUCCGCCUUACCUCCAGUCCCAUCUUCAUCACCUUUUACCUGCUGGUUUUUGUGGUGGCGGCGGUGGGAAUAACAAGGGCCAUAGUAUCCAUGACAGUGAGCGCAUCCAGCGCAGCCACUAUCAUAGACAAGGUGCUGUGGGAGAUCACUCGGUUCUUCCUGCUUGCUAUUGAACUGAGCGUCAUCAUCCUCGGCCUCGCUUUUGGGCACCUGGAGAGCAAGUCCAGUAUAAAGCGCGUGCUGGCCAUCACUGCUGUCCUCGCUUUGGCCUAUUCGAUUACACAGCUCCCACCCUCUACCUCCCUGCCCCGGUACAGCUCAGAGCCCAAGAUCCUGUUCUCCUACAAGUCCCAGAUGGACGAGCCCGAGGAUAGCGACGUCCACCUGCCUCCCACCUCUGCCGCCGGAAUGGGCCGCAAGGAGCAGCCCGACCAGGGCCUCUACUACUCCUCCACGCAGAUCGACGGCUCGGGGUCCGCAACGGCAGGGGCCUACCUGGACGACGUGGUCUCCGGCAGCGUCUUCAGCAUCAACCGCUGGAGGCCUAUCAACGUGUAA
This is a messenger RNA of Gadus chalcogrammus (walleye pollock), 726 nucleotides long. Its product is annotated as transmembrane protein adipocyte-associated 1 homolog. Gene Ontology annotation, biological process: G protein-coupled receptor signaling pathway. The record is from RefSeq and is a predicted model, not a curated record. Gene Ontology annotation, molecular function: G protein-coupled receptor activity. NCBI's taxonomy places the organism in Eukaryota, Metazoa, Chordata, Actinopteri, Gadiformes, Gadidae. The transcript has 6 exons. Bases 1 to 726 code for a protein of 241 amino acids. Gene Ontology annotation, cellular component: plasma membrane.